Messenger RNA from Medicago truncatula (barrel medic), 3533 nucleotides. Its product is annotated as probable WRKY transcription factor 19. Gene Ontology annotation, biological process: defense response. The record is from RefSeq and is a predicted model, not a curated record. The transcript is spliced from 7 exons. Lineage: Eukaryota; Viridiplantae; Streptophyta; Magnoliopsida; Fabales; Fabaceae. The coding region runs from base 899 to 2407 and encodes 502 amino acids.
AAUAUGAAUACAAAUUUAUUGAAGAAAUAGUUACAGACGUCUCCAACAAGAUCAACCGUUGUCAUUUACAUGUUGCUGAGUACCUUGUUGGACUCGAAUCUCGAAUAUCAGAAGUGAAUUCACUUCUAGACUUGGGAUGUACCGAUGGAGUCUACAUAAUAGGAAUCCUUGGAACUGGAGGUCUGGGUAAGACAACACUUGCUGAAGCAGUUUAUAAUUCAAUUGUUAAUCAAUUUGAAUGUAGGUGUUUCCUUUACAAUGUUAGAGAAAAUUCAUUUAAACAUAGCUUAAAGUAUCUCCAAGAGCAGCUCCUCUCCAAAUCAAUCGGAUAUGACACCCCGCUAGAACAUGAUAAUGAAGGAAUUGAAAUCAUAAAACAAAGGCUAUGUCGGAAGAAAGUUUUGUUGAUUCUUGAUGACGUUGACAAACCAAAUCAGUUGGAGAAAUUGGUCGGAGAGCCUGGUUGGUUCGGUCAAGGAAGCAGAGUCAUCAUUACCACUCGAGACAGAUAUUUGUUAUCAUGCCAUGGGAUAACAAAAAUAUACGAAGCAGACAGUUUAAAUAAGGAAGAAUCUCUUGAAUUGUUAAGAAAGAUGACUUUUAAAAAUGAUUCCAGCUAUGAUUAUAUUUUAAACCGUGCAGUUGAAUAUGCUUCUGGCCUUCCAUUAGCUUUAAAAGUAGUGGGUUCCAACUUGUUUGGAAAGAGUAUAGCAGAUUGUGAGUCAACCUUAGAUAAGUAUGAAAGAAUUCCACCUGAAGAUAUCCAAAAGAUACUUAAAGUAAGCUUUGAUACUUUGGAAGAAGAACAACAGAGUGUCUUUUUGGAUAUUGCUUGUUGCUUCAAAGGAUGUGAUUGGCAGAAGUUUCAGAGACACUUCAAUUUCAUUAUGGCCAUUCAAUGACACAUCAUGUUAGAGUGUUGGUUGAUGAAUCUCUCAUAAAGAUUAGUGCUCCAGAUCCAUACUACACUUCUUAUAUUGUUACAUUACAUGACUUGAUAGAGUAUAUGGGUAUAGAAAUAGUCCGACAAGAAUCAAUUAAAGAGCCUGGAGAGCGCACUAGGUUGUGGCGUCAUGAUGAUAUAGCUCAUGUUUUAAAACAAAACACAGGAACUAGUAAAAUUGAAAUGAUAUAUCUGAAUUGUUCCUCAAUGGAACCCAUCAACAUCAAUGAAAAGGCCUUUAAGAAGAUGAAAAAACUCAAAACACUUAUCAUUGAAAAGGGCUAUUUUUCUAAAGGUCUCAAGUAUCUUCCAAAAAGUUUGAUAGUAUUGAAAUGGAAAGGAUUUACUUCGGAGCCUCUAUCAUUUUGUUUUUCAUUCAAGAAGAAGCUCAUGAACCUGAGAAUCUUGACCUUUGACUGUAGUGACUAUUUAACUCAUAUACCUGAUGUUUCAGGUCUUCCAGAAUUAAUAAGGCUCUCAUUUCAAAAUUGUAAAAAUUUAACUACAAUUCACAAUUCAGUUGGGUACCUUUAUAAACUUGAAAUCUUAGAUGCGACCAUGUGCAGGAAGCUCAAGAGUUUUCCACCCUUAUGUCUGCCGUCUCUUAAGAAAUUGGAACUCCAUUUUUGUAGGAGUCUCAAGAGUUUUCCAGAAUUAUUAUGCAAGAUGUCAAAUAUAAAAGAGAUUUGGUUAUGUGAUACUUCCAUAGAAGAAAUGCCAUUUUCAUUUAAAAAUCUCAAUGAACUUCAAAAGUUAGUAAUAAUGGACAAAAAUUUCAAAAUUCUUCCCAAGUGCCUUAGUGAAUGUCACUAUCUUGAGCAUCUUUAUUUGGAUUACUGUGAGUCUCUUGAGGAAAUUAGAGGGAUUCCACCCAAUCUAACAAAUCUUUAUGCAGAAGGAUGUAAAUCAUUGAGUUCCUCAAGUAGAAGAAUGUUAUUGAGUCAGCGACUGCACGAUGCUGGUUGCAACAAUAUUGUUUUGCCAACCGGAACAGAGGGGAUUCCAGAUUGGUUCGAGCAUCAAGUCAGGGGACACAACUCAAUUUCUUUCUGGUUAUGUAAAAAGAUCCCUUCUAUAACUUGUAUUAUUCUUAUUCCGGAAUUUGCGGCGAUUAAAAAAUUCAAUUUGUUUGUCAAUGGCAAUGAACUUAUUGGUUCUGGCUAUCUUUUCGAUUAUAAGGGGACAGUUCUGCCGUCGGAACAUGCAUUUUUGUUUGAUAUGAAUUUGGAUGACCAUAUUGACGAGAGUUUUGGAAAUAAGCCUGAACUGUACGAAGCAUUUAAAAAUAAUGAAUGGAACCAUGUAGAGCUUAAUUGGAUCACGGAGAAGGAUGAUCAUGUUAGUGCACAAAUGGGAAUCCACGUGUCAUGGGAGGGGGAUGUGAUAUUCACCGAUCCUUAUAUUAUAGAGAGAAGAUAUAAUGAAAGAAGAGGAGAAAGAAAUAUUAAACAGUGGACAAGAUGAAAGAAAUAUGUGGGGUACAUUCCUUGAUCCAGGUGCGCCAUAAAGUUAACCGUCUUGUUGUUAUCCUCUCAAUCUCAACUUUGCAGGUUUGUGCUUUACUGUUUACAGUUGAAAUCAUUAUCAUUAUUAUAAAUAUUGAUUAAUUUCUGUAUAUAGUCAAUUACAAAUUCAUUGUUUAUAGAUGGAGAAGUUGCUUAAAUCAUGAGACAUGAUGUAAGAUUAUGUGUCUGACACGUGUCUCAUGCCGACACAUGUGAUUACAUUGAAAUAUAUUAUUUUCUUAAAUUACUAUCAAUGUUGACGAAUCAGUGUUAGUGUCGAGUUCGGUGUUCGUGUUUGUUCUCCUACAUCAAUGGAGGAUUUUUUUCCUGCUUACCAAGUAUUUUUUCUCUCCAUGUUCUGAUGGUUACAAUGUCGACAUGAAAGUUCUCCGAGUUUGCGACUGCUUAAAGAUCAACAAGUAGACCGUCUUAAGAUAUAUCCCUUCAGUCCAGAACUUUUAAAAGGUGUGGUGGAGGUUGGCCACUUUCUCACAAUAUCUAAUAAAUUGCUUCGAAUCCUAGAUGAAUGUUGUUACAAGAAACAAUUUGUAGUUGCCUUUCUUUGUGCAUUGUCAUACGAGAUGUCUAGAGGUGUUGCUUGAAAGGGAAUUGGGUAAUCAUACGCUUUGCAGAUCAGUUGGAAUUUUGUGUUGCCACAUUGGGUGUGAAUUGAACAUUUCACAUGAUCCUUCUGCAGCUCUACGUAAUUUCAUUCGUUCUAUCCAUACCUUCCCCUGGUUGAAAUGACUAUGAAGUGAUGGGUUUCUCAAACUAAACUCUGUCCUUACUGGAAAAGAGCUUUUGGAUAUGCAAGAAGUUAUGUGUGGUAAAGAGUUAAAUCUGAUAACCGACAUUUAUGAGAUCCUUUUGCAAGAGUCGUGCUUUUGUUCUCCAAAAUCCUAAUCAAUGUUAUUGGUAUAAUACUCAAUGCACUCUGGUUUUUAUAUGGUGAGACAUGAUGUAAGUUUUUAAGGAGGAUGUUUGUGCUACAGAUAUUGUUUGAAUUUGAUUCUUUCAUUAUUGUAUGUUCAGAAGCAUGUGUACUGAAAAAGCAAAUAUCAGAAACUUCGAUGUUGCUAACUUAA